Messenger RNA from Hyaena hyaena (striped hyena), 1464 nucleotides. RefSeq names its product potassium inwardly rectifying channel subfamily J member 16 (gene KCNJ16). NCBI's taxonomy places the organism in Eukaryota, Metazoa, Chordata, Mammalia, Carnivora, Hyaenidae. The transcript has a single exon. Gene Ontology annotation, biological process: regulation of monoatomic ion transmembrane transport; potassium ion import across plasma membrane. The record is from RefSeq and is a predicted model, not a curated record. Gene Ontology annotation, molecular function: inward rectifier potassium channel activity. The coding region runs from base 3 to 1262 and encodes 419 amino acids. Gene Ontology annotation, cellular component: plasma membrane.
GAAUGAGCUAUUACGGCAACAGCUAUCCGAUUGUAAACGUGGACCCCAAAUACUCGGGCUACCCCCCAGAGCAUAUCAUAGCUGAGAAGAGAAGAGCCAGAAGGCGUCUGCUCCACAAAGAUGGCAGUUGUAACGUGUACUUCAAGCACAUUUUUGGAGAAUGGGGGAGCUAUGUGGUUGACAUUUUCACCACCCUCGUAGACACCAAGUGGCGCCACAUGUUUGUGAUAUUUUCUUUAUCUUACAUUCUCUCCUGGUUGAUAUUUGGCUCUAUCUUUUGGCUCAUUGCCUUUCAUCAUGGUGAUCUGUUAAAUGACCCAGACAUCACGCCUUGUGUUGAAAAUGUCCAUUCGUUCACAGGGGCGUUUUUAUUCUCCCUGGAAACCCAGACCACCAUAGGUUAUGGUUACCGCUGUGUCACUGAAGAAUGCUCUGUGGCAGUGCUCAUGGUGAUCCUUCAGUCCAUCCUGAGCUGCAUCAUAAAUACCUUCAUCAUUGGAGCCGCCUUGGCCAAAAUGGCAACGGCUCGAAAGAGAGCCCAAACCAUUAGGUUUAGCUACUUUGCACUCAUAGGCAUGAGAGACGGGAAGCUUUGCCUCAUGUGGCGCAUUGGUGAUUUCCGACCAAACCAUGUGGUAGAAGGCACAGUGAGAGCCCAACUUCUCCGCUACGCAGAAGACAGUGAAGGGCGGAUGACAAUGGCAUUUAAAGACCUAAAGUUAGUCAAUGAUCAGAUCAUCCUUGUCACACCAGUAACUAUUGUUCAUGAAAUUGACCAUGAGAGCCCUCUGUAUGCCCUUGACCGAAAAGCAGUGGCCAAAGAUAACUUUGAGAUUUUGGUGACAUUUAUCUAUACUGGUGAUUCCACGGGGACUUCCCACCAAUCCAGAAGUUCCUAUGUUCCCCGAGAAAUUCUCUGGGGCCACAGGUUCAAUGACGUCCUGGAAGUUAAGAGAAAGUACUACAAGGUGAACUGCUUACAGUUUGAGGGGAGUGUGGAAGUAUAUGCUCCCUUUUGCAGCGCCAAACAACUGGACUGGAAAGACCAGCAGCUCCACAACAUGGACAAAGCCCCUCCAGUCCGAGGAUCUGUCACGUCAGACACCAAGGUCAGAAGAAGGUCAUUUAGUGCAGUUGCCAUUGUGAGCAGUUGUGAAAACCCAGAGGAGACCACCCCCUUGGCCAUAGAUGAGUGUAAGGAGGCACCUUAUCAGAAAGCUGUCUUGACUUUGAAUAGAAUCUCUGUAGAAUCCCAAAUGUAGUUUAAAUUGUGAUCACGAAGGUUGCCACCCAAUCAUUCAACUCUGUAGCCAGUCACAUUGAGGCAAGUAGUUACACAAAGGGCUUUUAAGGGAUGGUAUAGCUAUGUGCCAUAGUGAUAGGGGUAAGAAGAGCAGGUUAAAUCUGGUAAAGAUAAUCUAAAAAUGGCAUAGUGCCCAAUUGCUUAAACUUUUUUUUUUUUUU